Messenger RNA from Salvelinus sp. IW2-2015, 13201 nucleotides. RefSeq names its product helicase SRCAP. The record is from RefSeq and is a predicted model, not a curated record. Gene Ontology annotation, biological process: chromatin remodeling. NCBI's taxonomy places the organism in Eukaryota, Metazoa, Chordata, Actinopteri, Salmoniformes, Salmonidae. Gene Ontology annotation, cellular component: Swr1 complex. Gene Ontology annotation, molecular function: ATP-dependent chromatin remodeler activity; histone binding; ATP binding.
UCUAAAAGUCUCCUCCCCGCAACCACUAGAUUCGGCGAGCCGAACCCGCUCUCUUUCAGUCCGUAUUAUAACUUCUUCCCACGGACCUACUCCUACCUCGUUGGGUACCGAGAGACAGUUUGGAAUACUAUCAUCACGGAUUGAGUACGAUUUUAUCCGGAUGACGACUCCAUCAACAAGAAUUUUGUAAAAGAAAACUGGUCGGAAAUUUCAGAAUAUGUGGACGGGACCUUAAUCAGCAUCCUGGAAGUGGAAAGCACUGAAGCGCUGUGUCCCACACCGCAGACAGGUGCAGUGUGUAGCCGGAGCAGCACAGAGGGAGGAAGCUCUGGGGAGGAGGCGGUGCAGCAGCGCACCCCUCCGGCUGUGAAUGUGCUGGGUGACAACCCCCAGGCUGCGCAAAAUGUGGCCGCUGCGCCUCUCCCACCACUGGAUAACACGACCACGUCACACCCUGAAAGACACGGACGCGUCAGUGAAAAUAACACACCCACAGAGACUCACCCCAACGACAACACUAAGGACAGCCUUGAAAGAGGGGCAAUGUCAGAUAGUGGUGGUGGAGGAAGAUUGGGCCCGUUGCACCCCAAGGACCCUAGUCUCUCUACAAAGUCCCAUUCAGACAGACUCUCUGACACACAGACAGACGGAACAGCGCAAUAUUCGCAUUAUGUGUCACAAACUGAUAACAGCAGCCACACAGACAGACAAACGAGCGGUACAGAGUGGAGUGCUGCUGGACCAGGCCAGGACCAGGCUCUGCAUCAGAGAGUUGCAGGUGGACUGGUGGGCGUCAGUGGGACAGAAAGGGGCCAGCCUCUCCCAGAGAAAUUGGAAUAUAAACAAGAGACUGGAAUCGAGGAACUUGGCAGAGAACACCCAGCUAGAAACCUUCCCUCUAAAUCCUGCUCAACAGUGUCGCCACGUCCCCUCGGCCCAAAUAAAGAUACAGUCCCAGACCACAACGAAGACAGAGGGAUGGAGCAGCCUCAAACAACUCCGCCGACUCAGGCAAAUCAGGCCAGCGACAUACCUCUGUCUGAAGUCCAAGAACAAGCAGGCAUUCUCCCAAAUUCUGAGCAGCCUAUCCCCCCAGUGCUCAUCACUGACAACAGUAAGAAGAAACAAACAGACAUCUCCACAGAACCUAAAAUCACGCAGAACUCAAAUUACGACCAAGAAGAGAUACAGGGAGCUAAUGCGGUGGAUCAGGGACCACAAGAAUCUGAGAGAUCUACAGAACCGUCUGAGAGUAGACAUGUCACACUUGGGAGUUCACAAACGCUACUCCCAGACCCACCAACUGACAUAUCCGGGACCCCACAGUCAAGAGAAACAUACUCUGGUCUUGUCCCCUACACGCCCCCUGGCAGUGGUAAUUCCACCCCAGACUACACAACUGACAGACAGGAGAGUGAGCGCGAUAUCCAGACAAAUCCCCCUCUCCCAACAGAAGAACGGAUUGAGACUAACAGGGCAAAGGAGACUGAAACGGCCAAGCACUCACCCAACUUUACAAUCCGGUCACAAAGCUCUUUUCUACAGGAGACAACAGCAACAACCCCUCCUAUACACCACCUCCCCAGUACAGAAAUAGAAUUAAUGCAGACAGAACAAUCUAUUGAAGUUCAGAUGUCUAAUCCUGACCACAAAACCAGGAUGGAGACUCCACUGGUCUCUGAGCUCGUGCUGUCAGCUGAUGCUCAAGGAGCUGUGAUGCAUGGAGGAGAGACCAGCCUGGAGUUGCCUGAGGAGGUCCAGGUGGAUCAGUGUGUCUUCCUGGAAGAACAUCUUGUCAGUGGUGAUACUGCUGUUAUUGAAUUCAACUCUGAGUAUUCUGACAGAGAACCAAAGUCGUUUAUUGAAGGGACCCAUUCGGAUAUCGAAAUGGACCCACUGGCUGCAGGAGAAUUUGAGAUUUAUAGCUUUGUGGAGGAGGAGAUUGCGAUAGAAGUUGUUGGAGAGAGACCGUCCCUCUCCCCAAGCUACGAAGUAAACUUAUUCACCCCACUCAUGGAACACUCUGAGAAUUGUACAGCCAGUGAGGGACGAGAAAUACACCUGCUAUCUCACCCUCAAGCGAGUAAUGACAAUGAUCAAGUCAUUAUCCAGCAUCAAAAUGACUUUACCCCUAGUCUGUCCACACAAGAUGUAGAGAUGACAGAUGAAGGGCAGAUUUUUGAGCCCACAACUACUGAAAUUGACAAUACUGUGUUGGAAGAUUCAAGUGAGGUUUGUGUAGUCCAAACUGUCACAGUAUCAGAUACUCCAGAUGGACAGACGGACACCUGUACACAAGCUGCAUUACCUUGUCUGGAGACCAGCACAGCUGUCUCAGACAAUAGAGGGGUGAGCAUUUCCCCAGCCACAUGUCUGAGUGACACACAAACGCUGCCAGGGGAAACGGAAGUGAGAGCAAUGGCCAGUACAUCUUCUCUUGUCUCCCCAAUGGAAGAAUUAACAGAGGGGGUUGUUGUACAGUCAAACAGUCAACACAGUAUUGAGGUCCUCUCGUCCCCAAUUACCAUACACUUGCCAGAGGGUAGAAAGCAGAAUUGUCCUCUAAAAAAGGUACCAGGAGCCACCUUACAAAAUACUACAGAACCCAAGCCCUGUGUUUCUUCUCAUGAAGGGACCAAAUAUCCACAGCCCUGUCCAACACUGACAGAAACCCCAGUGGAGACCCAGCAGGAUGUUUAUCGUACCGUUAAUGUGACAGCAACCGAGGCCAACCCAGAGGCUUCCCGGUCCACGCUCUCUUCUGGCAUCAUCGACCCAAAACUCCUCCUACUAAAGCGUGGGGACACCCCUCUCCUCAAACAUCCUCCCUCCUUAUUGUUGGGGGUAUCUAGGCAGCAGAGCAGCAGCCUGACGCAGGCUAGCACUAGCAGCUUCAGCUGUGGCUCAGACACAGCACCUGUAUUAGAGUGCCUUCCGAAAGCUGUGUCAGUCGCUGUGCCUUUGCCGGAGCCUGUGCCUGUAAGCAGUCAUAGAGACCAGACAGAGCCCUCUGUCAAGAGAGAACCCACAGCAGCACCUCCUGCUAUUCCCGCUACCAACACCCCAUCCCAGUCCCGUAUGACCCCUCCAUCUACUCCCACACCAUGCAAAUCUGACAAAGAGGCCUUAACUCAUCCACGGGCAUCCACGGGCAAAGCAGUGACUGUGUCUCAAACCCUAAACCCUCUGAAAAUCAUCAAUGCAUCUUCCAAGCCCCUCUCUGCCCCCAAAUUGCCCUCAACAUCAGGCAAUGUGACGAGGCGUAAACUCUCCAGUUCCUCCAGGGGUGGGAGCCAGUCCGGACCACCGCCUGUCAUCCGGCCACGGCUAGCCGGUGUGAAGGGCCCGGGGCUCAGCAGCCCCACGGAGGAGAGCAGUGAUGAGGCUGACCUGGCAGUGAAGGCCCAGCCUAGCCGCAGGAGCAUGGUCAACCCCAGCCCAGCAGUGAGCAAGGUACGCCAGUGGAUAGCAGACAGGGUCACACAAAAUUGGUCACCUGCCUCCUCAUCCACUUCAUACCCCUCUCCUGGCCUAUCAUCCUUCAUUGACUGGACUCCCAGCACUACUCCCCUCAUACUCCGAGGUGCCCAGGGCAGGUUCCUCUCUCCUCCCUUUAUGGGCCCAGGAGGCUCCUCCCCAUCGGACCCUGUCACUCCCCAUCGACCCCGCAUGGAGCGUCACGCAGACAUGGCUGAACUAGCCAAACACGAGGCGGAGAUAGAGGGCAGGACCGUAGCGUUGAGGAGGGAAGGCUUUUGGUCUAUGAAGCGACUGACCCGCCUGACGGAGCCAGUCCGGCCCAAGGUUCACUGGGACUACCUGUGUGAGGAGAUGCAGUGGCUCUCGGCCGACUUUGCCCAGGAGAGGAGGUGGAAGAGAGGGGUCGCCAGGAAGGUGGUGCGGAUGGUGAUGCGACAUCACGAGGAGCUGCGGCAGAAGGAGGAGAAGGCCAAGAGGGACGAGCACGCCAAAAUCAGACGAGUCGCCUCCAACAUAGCCAAGGAGGUCCGGGCCUUCUGGAGCAGUAUUGAGAAGGUGGUGCAGUACAAGCAGCAGUCCCGGUUAGAGGAGAAGAGGAAGAAGGCUCUGGACCUCCAGCUGGACUUCAUCGUGGGCCAGACAGAGAAAUACUCUGACCUCCUCAGUCAGGCCCUGGAAACGGCACCGGCUGGGAACAGUGAACCUGCACCCUCACCACCCAGAAAAUCUCUUCCACUUGUUGUGGAUGAAGAUGACAGAGACUUUGAGCCUCCGUGUGGUGGUGAGGAGGAGGAUGAUGAUGAGGAGACCAUCGACGUGGAGGAGGAACAGGAUGGCAAUGACCCUGAGACCCAGAGGAGGGAGAUUGAGCUGCUGAGACAGGAGGGGACCAUGUCCCUGGCAGAGCUGCUCAGCACCCUCAAACAGCCCCUUUCACAGGACUCGGAAGAAGAGUGCUCAGACAAUUUGUCCACAACAGUGGACGAAGACGCAGAGUUCACAGCCAACGAAGAGGAUGCUGAAGAUGAGGAGGACACCAUCGCAGCCCAAGAGGUGGUGGAGGGGGAAGCAGAUCACGCAGGCGAGCUGGAUGACUUGGCCAAAGAAGGUGACAUGACUGUGGAGGAGCUGCUGGAGAAGUACAAAGGAGCGUAUGCCUCUGAUUUCGAGGAGCCCUCGGCAUCUGCCUCUCCUGCCAGCUCCGAGGAGUCUGAAAAUUCUGUAGACGAGGAAGAGGAGAGCGAGGAAGACGAAAGUGACGUGGAAAGCAACAUCACCACCUCAGAUAAUGAGGACAGUGAUGAGGAAGAGGUCAUUGACAAUGAUGAAGAGGACAGUGAUGAAGACGAGUGCGACGAGGGAAUGGAGAUCCUGCUGAAGGAGGGGGACCACAGUCCCCCUCUCCCAACCGGCCCGCGGCCCAAGAAGGAGAUCAGCCACAUUGCUGCUACUGCAGAGAGCCUGCAACCCAAAGGCUACACCCUUGCCACAACCAAGGUUAAGACUCCCAUUCCGUUCUUGCUGGUGGGCCAGCUGCGUGAGUACCAGCACAUCGGCCUGGACUGGCUGGUCACCAUGUACGAGAAGAAGCUCAACGGCAUCCUGGCUGACGAGAUGGGCCUGGGGAAGACCAUCCAGACGAUCGCCUUGCUAGCUCACCUCGCCUGUGAGAAGGGUAACUGGGGGCCCCAUCUUAUUAUCGUGCCAACCAGUGUGAUGCUGAAUUGGGAGAUGGAGCUGAAGCGCUGGUGUCCUGGAUUCAAAAUCCUCACUUAUUACGGCAGUCAGAAGGAGAGGAAACUCAAGAGACAGGGUUGGACCAAGCCCAACGCCUUCCACGUGUGCAUCACCUCCUACAAGCUGGUGCUGCAGGACCACCAGGCCUUCCGUCGCAAGUCCUGGCGCUACCUCAUCCUGGACGAGGCCCAGAACAUCAAGAACUUCAAGUCCCAGCGCUGGCAGAGCCUGCUCAACUUCAACAGUCAGAGGCGCCUGCUCUUGACGGGCACCCCUCUGCAGAACAGCCUGAUGGAGCUGUGGUCCCUGAUGCACUUCCUCAUGCCCCACGUCUUUCAGUCUCACCGAGAGUUUAAGGAGUGGUUCUCCAACCCCCUCACCGGCAUGAUCGAGGGCAGCCAGGAGUACAAUGAGGGCCUGGUCAAGAGGUUACAUAAGGUGCUCAGGCCGUUUCUGUUGAGGAGAAUCAAGGUGGAUGUGGAGAAGCAGAUGCCUAAGAAAUAUGAGCAUGUGGUGCGCUGCCGUCUGUCCAAGAGACAGCGCUUCCUCUACGAUGACUUCAUGGCACAGGCCUCCACCCGGGAAACGCUGGCCAACGGUCACUUCAUGUCUGUGAUCAACAUCUUGAUGCAGCUCCGUAAAGUGUGUAACCACCCCAACCUGUUUGACCCGCGGCCCAUCCACUCCCCCUUCAUCACCAAGCCCAUCGUCUUCCACACGGCCUCCCUGGUACAGAGAGCCCUGGAGAUCUCCCCAUUCAAGCGCGGUGACCUGUCUUUGUUUGACCUGGUGGGUCUAGAGGGCAGCGUGUCCAGGUACAAGGCCGACGUGUUUCUGCCCCGCCGGAAGGUCAGCGGCCAGCUGAUCCAGGAGGUCAUGGAGUCCCCCGACCCUCCUCCCCGCCCCAAACCUGUCCGUAUGAAGGUCAACAGGAUGUUCCAGCCCUUACCUAAGGCUGAUGGUUGCACGGUGCUGAUGGUGAACAACCCUCGGCUCACCUGCCCGGUCACCCCUGCUGCUCAGGCCCCAAGGCCCCGUCUCAUCCAGGAUGUGACCCCAACCCUCACCCCUUCACCUCUAGUCCAACAAGCGGUGUAUUCAGUGGCACCCACUGCCCCUUCACGCCCGCCUGUGCACCCCAGCAGCCCCUGUGCAGUGGGAACUGUCGUGAGGUCUGGCUCCCCAAUGCCAGUCCUGGCUGUGCGCUCGCCCACCGCCUCCUGCAACCCCGCCACCCAUUCCACCCCUCCUUCCAGCAACGUCAUGACCCAACGGGUUCUGCUCAGCCCAGACAUGCAGGCCCGACUUCCCUCUGGGGAGGUAGUGAGUAUCGCCCACCUGGCCUCGUUGGCUGGGCGUCCUGUGUCGUCGUGCCAGGGCAGUAAGCCUGUUACCUUCCAGCUGCAGGGCAACAAGCUCACCCUGUCUGGAACCCAGCUCCACCAGGUCCCUGUGGCCCCUCCACGCCCAGUACAAGGUAACUUCAUGCAUCUGGUGACCAGCGGAGGGCAGCACCACCUCAUCAGCCAGCCAGCCCAGGUAGCAGUGUUCAGUUCAGCCAACACCCAUGCUGCCACCCCCUCUCCCGCACCCUCGGAAAUCCAGCUUCCUCUCAACGCUUCUCAAGUGCCCUCCUCCAUGGUGACCAGCUCUGGGAUUGUGAAGAUCGUGGUACGCCAGUCAAGCAAGGAAGGAGGGGGUGUACCCACCCUGGCAGUGCCCCCUUCUCCCCGCGUAGCCCCCCAGGCGUCACCCUCCAUACACCACCAUGCCAAUACCAACAUUGCUCUGAGAUCCCCCCUUGCACAUUGCCACCCCGGACCCGUCACUGCUCAAUACACCCUGGCCCCACCUAGAACCCCUACGUCGGUCACAAUUAGAACCUCUACCCCAGCCCCUCCUCGUAUCCCUACCCCAGCCCCUCCUCGAACCCCUAUCCCAGCCCCUCCUCGAACCCCUACUCCUGCCCCACUUCAAAACCCUACCCCAGCCCCCAGUCAGUCUGAGCCCCCUCGCCCAGUGCUGAAGGUAGUAAAAGGGCCAGCCGAAACCAGCACAGAACAGAAAGCUCGUCUGAAUUCUUUGUCAACGCGCGAGGAGAGCAGCGACACUAAAUCAGCCGUUCCUAAAUCAGGGUCCCAUGUUGGUGGAUUUGUCCCCCCUCGACCUCGGGCACAACCUCGCCCACAUCCUCGCUCCCCCUUCUACAUGUCAUGGCUGGCAGACAGCCGCAAGAAGCAGCGAGACAGCCGCCUGGCCCAAAUCAUCCGGAUCAAUGACCUGCACUGCAGCGCCAAGCCUGUGUACGGCCAUGAGGUGCUGGACUUCCUCACCUUCCUCCCGGGCUCCUGCCCUGCUCCGGCCCCCAGGGCCCUGGGUCAGUGGGCCCGGUCGGGCCACACCGCCUGCUUAUUCGCCCAGUCCCACAGCACCGUGGACUACUGGGACCAAAGCCGCGCCCUGAGGGAGGCCAUCCACACCACUGAGGACAGGCUGCAGCUGCUCAAAGAUGUGAUAGAAAGGUUUACGUUUGUGAUCCCACCGGUGGAGGCUCCGACCAUCACCAUGCACAGCUGCCACCCCCCUCCAUCUCUGAGCCACAAGCAGGCCGUGUUCACCUCGCUGCUCUCCUCCCAGGUGGCCCCGCUCACACGCAGUCUGCACCGCAUCCAGUGCAACAUGAGGACCCACUUCCCUGACCUGAGGCUGAUCCAGUACGACUGCGGUAAGCUGCAGACGCUCCACACUCUGCUGCGACGGCUGAAGGAGGGCCAACACCGCGUGCUCAUCUUCACCCAGAUGACCCGCAUGCUGGACGUGCUGGAGCAGUUCCUUGGCUAUCAUGGGCACAUCUACCUUCGCCUGGACGGCAGCACCCGUGUCGAGCAGAGACAGUCCCUGAUGGAUCGCUUCAACGCRGACCGCCGCAUCUUCUGCUUCAUCCUGUCCACGCGUAGCGGUGGCGUGGGGGUGAACCUCACGGGCGCCGACACGGUGGUGUUCUACGACAGUGACUGGAACCCCACCAUGGACGCCCAGGCCCAGGACCGCUGCCACCGCAUCGGACAGACCCGCGACUGGGCCGAGGGAGGGGAGGGAACUACCACAGGAAAAUGGACACUCAGCCAGGAAAAGAAGGCAACGCGUCCUCGGGCACUAAUGUUGCUAACUCGACCCCGCCGUUGAAACGAAAGAGGGGCCGACCACCCAAGACUCCCCUCAGGGUGGUGGAACCCCAGCCAGAGCAUCUAUCCCCUCCCCACCCUAAGUUACCAAGUGAGGAGGGGAGCCCCCCCUUCUCCCCAAAACGCAAGAGAGGUCGUCCCCGUAAGAACUUGACUACUGUAACGAAUGCAGUGGGUGCAGGAAAGAACUCAAACGCCCCCACUGCCAGCACCACCAGCCAAGCUGGUACCCUGUCUGACACUGCUGCUGCGGACACAGAGCCACUAGCCCCGUCUGCCCCCACUAAGCCUCAAACUGUGGCCACCUCUGCUGUCUGCACCAGCCAAGCCUCUCCGUCUACCAAAGCUGAGGACUCCACCGCAACAUUAAAAGCAGACACUAAGACUGAGUUCCCUACCACAACCCCAACUGCUAUCCUUGCGUCAAGCCCAGCUCAAGUCCUUACCACAACUGCUAUUCCUGCGCCAAGCCGAACUCAAGUUCCCACCUCAAUUCCAAUCUCUGUCUCCACCUCAAACUCAACCGAUGUCCCUGCCUCAAGCUCAUCUUCCAUUUCCACCUCUGUUCCAGUUGCAGUCCCCUCCACAAGCUCACCCACAGUCCCCGCCUUAAACUCAACCUCUGUUCCUGCCUCCAGCUCACCCACAGUUUCCACCCCAAGCUCACACACAAUAUCCUCAUCGAGGAUGACCUUUGGUCAUGCCUCAAGGUCAACCUCUGGUCCCAUCCGAAUUCCAACCGCAGUCCUCACCUCAACACUGGCCCAAUUCCUCACUUCAAGACCUAGAGUCACCACUUCACCGCCAGUCUCCACUUCUCCAUCAAUCUCCACAACAACUACCACACAAAUCUUCACCCCUACCCCCAACAAGAUUUCCACUCCUCCCCUCGCCCAAAUCACUAUCCCUACUCCAGCUCUAGCCCAAAUCCCCAAAAUUGCCACAUCGGCCUCUACUCCAACCUGCACCCCCACACCAACAUUCACACAUGUCAAACCAACCCUUACUCCGGUCCCUACCGCAGUUGUCACAACCAAUCUACCAACACUUAGUAAACCCACCACAACCUCAAUCGCAAAUCUAACCACAAUUUCCACACCAGCCCCACCCAGAAUUGUCACCACCGUUACACCAGCCCCAACCACAGCCGCCACAGCAGCUCCUGCCACAACCUCCAUACCAUCUUCUACCAAAAUCACCACACCAGGCCCUACGCCAACCAUCACGUCAACUGCUACACCAGACCCUACCACAACUGUCACAAAUGUCAAACCAACCCACACACCGGUCCCUACCGCGAUCACCACAGCCUCUGUUCCAAUUCCCAACACCAUCCCCGCAGCAGCCCCAACCAGAAUUGUCACCACCGUUACAGCAGCUCCUGCCACAACCUCCAUAACAACUUCUACCAAAAUCACCUCCACACCAACCAUCACAUCAACUGCUACACCAGAUCCUACCACAACCGUCAAACCAACCCACAGACCGGUCCCUACCGCGUACACCACAACCUCUGUUCCAAUUCCCAACACCAUCCCCGCAGCAGCCACAACCAGAACUGUCACCGCUGUUACUGCAGCCACUACCACAACACCAAACCCCACCCCUUCCCAAGUACCCACCACCAAAAUCCACACCCAGAUAUCCACUCCAAGUUCAACACAAGUACCCCCCCUAGCCCAAAUUCCUGUUACAUCCAGCAUCUCCACUGCUGUGGCUGCCACCGAGAACCAGGCUUUGGAGCCUGCUCCAGUGGAGACUGCCCAUAACAGAGACACAGAGAAGAUAACAGACAUGGAGGUAGAAGAGGAUGGAGAAGAGGAGAUUAGUGACUCUCAACGGAAAAAGAGGAAAGUGGAGAAUUCUCUUGAAGCCAAAGACACUGUCCCAGAGGCCCCAGUGGCUCCUCGGCCAGAAGCAACUGAUAAACAGAAGGUAGAGGAGAGCGUCGGCGACGACAGAGCCACCAGCAAGAAGAGGCCUCUCAGUCGCCAGAGCAGUCAGGAGUCUGUGCGCUCCUCCUCUCCCUCCUCAGUGUGUUCCACAUCCACUCCCACACGGUCAGCCCAACACAAGAAGGGUGCAGAGAAGAGGGCACCUGCCAAGAGGAUGCGAGGGGAGGUUUGCUCUGACCCAGAGAAGGGAGAGGGAAAGACAGAGAAAGAUUUCACCAAUGCUACUCAGAGGAGGCAGUCCAGGUCCUCCUCUUCAGACUCUGACACCUCUGAAACCAGGAAGGAGCGCCUCCUCACCCGCUCAGCCCAGAGCCGACAGGAGACCGAGGGGGAUGGAGAGAGCAACGGGCGGAUUGGAAGACCCGCCAGGAGCUCUGAACGUGUGGGCAGGACUGUGUCCAACAACACCGGUACUGAUGAGUCUGGCAGCCAGACAUCCUCUGUGAGAGUCACCCGGAAAUCCUCUGUUCCUCAGCCCACCCCAGAGAGAAAACCCCAGUCCAACAGUGUGCCCUCUAGCCCUAGCCAGCCAGAGGUCCUAGGGAAGAGGUGUUCAGCCCUGAACGCUGCAGCCAAACUCCUUGCCAUGCGAGGCAGAAUCGACACCCCUGGCAGCAGGAAAGACCCUGCGGCUAAGACCAGUGGGCAGAAUGCCACUUCUCCUGCUUCCUCUGAUAAGAACCAGAAGUCCAAAUCUAAAAGUGCACCAGCCACUCCGCAAACCAACUGCAACAACAAAGUAGGAAGCAGCAAGACAACAACCCCAACCCAGUCAAGCCGCACCGCCGCACGCUCCACCCGCCAGUGCCCUGGUCCCCUCGUCCCGGCCUUGGAGACGAACAGCAAGAGGGGGAGCAAAAAGGAGGAGAAGGAGAAGGAAAAGAAGAAGCCCUCCGAGGGAAAGGAGGAGAGUGAGCGGGAGGCGCGCUCGUCCAGGGGCCACAGUGCAUGCAGCAGCAUGAGUAGCGAUGGUGGCGGCAGCAGCAGGAGCCAGAGCAGCAGCAGUAGCCUCAGCUCCCAGAGCACCGGGCCCAGGCGCAACUACUCACGAGCACCCUCCUCCGGCAGUGAACGUGAACGCAGCACCGAGAGGGGCAGGAGGCGCAGCCACAGGAAGGAAGGAGAGGGCCGGGGGAGGGAGACCCGGAAGGAAAGAAAGGAGAGGCACGCCCAGAAGCGGGAGAGGCUUUCCCAGGAAGGGAACGCCGGCUCGGGAGAGGGCACCCCGGACAGGGUGCUGCGCAGCGUGGCGGCUAUGGCAGCGGCUCAGGCCCGCACACCAGCCGCUAACACCCGCUCCUCCUCUGCCCAACACAGCAAGACAUGAUGGGAGGACUAGAGAUGAGGAGUGAGGGAUUCUGACUGGAAAAAUAGAGGGGUAGGUUGUAACAGAGGGGAAAUGACCUCUAAAGUUGCUGCUUUGUCUACACUGACAGACCAGAGCAGAACAAUGAGUGUUGUGCAGGUCAGUGACCUCUCUCCCUCUUGGGCCCCUUUCCUCCCCCCCAACCCACAUUAAAGCUGGUCUCCUCUCCAGUUCAGCCAUCAUCAACUGGGGGAAAGGCUCAGGGAUGCCAGACUGUCUGCAAAGAGAAAGGUGGCACCAUGGUAGUGCCAUUCCAGAGGUGAGGUGUUGGUAGUCCUGAAGGUGUCACUUCAUACAGACAGUGGCUUGACUGCGGGGACUUUGUUGCGAGUGAGUAAAUUGUUAGUUCACACUAUGUACUGUAAAACAUUUAAAAAGACUGGAAUACUAAGAGAUGUAUGUGUCCGAGAGAGGUUUAAAUUGUGCCCUAUAUACAGAGUUUAUUCGCUGCCAGGGUUAUUGAUUCAAAAUAAGCUUGUGAGUGACAGUUGUAUCGUAAGAUGAAGAUUUUAGACAGUUGGGUUCUGGACAUAUUGUCAACUGUUCUGUUUCCAGUCAGUUGAUAAGUGAUGGAUAUUUUAUGGUUUCUUCCAUGGAAAUGGGAAGAGAGCAGAUCUGUAAAUGUGAUCUUUGCUGCACUAUGCUGGAGUUGGUCUUUGCUUGGGCCUCCCUAUCUUGUGAUUUUCUGCCCAUCUUUUUAAAUCCAGCCUGCAUUUUUUAUUUGCACAUCAGACAUGUUGUCCUCAGCAUAAUUUGAGUGCAUCGUUGUGUAGUAUUUUUUUUAUUUUUAUAUAUACAUACAUUUCAAUCAAAAUACUACUAUGUUCCUGUUACCUCACACAAUGCAUCUCUCAAGCUCUAAAUAUGUCUGUCUUUCUUGAAGAUAGUACUUAUUUUGCUUACUGGCAAUGCAGAAACAGGAGCAGAACUUUGAUUUAAUUCUCCUCACCUUUCCAAAGUCAGUCAGACAUUAUGGUCAACGUCAUGAAGUUGAUCUAAAAGGGUAUUGAAUCCUAGUGAAUAAAAUGAGUGCCUAUUAGGCCGAGCAGGUGGACGGAGAAUCCCAGUUUGCCUUGUCAAGUACCUGACGUUGGGGUGUUGUCAUUAGUACAAAAAAAACAACAACAAAAACACCUGUAAAUCACCCUAUGCAUCAGUGCUAUCAAAUUCUAUAUAAUUAUUUUUUACUAUUGUCAUUUCUUCAUUGCUCCUCUUUCAUGUAAGUACUUGGACAAAACAUGUGAAUAAAAAACUGGUACAGUUCCAGGUGGCUCUAUAUAUUGUCAAUUUACUUUGAGGACUUUGAGCUAUUUUUGGGCAGGGUGCUGUUUUGAGUGAAUGGGUGGAAUAUGGUAAUGGUCUUAUUUUGUUAUCUUGAUGUCUUUCAUUUGUUACAUUCCUCUGUUCCCUUGCAAUUCCACAUCGUUUUACUUGAAAGAUUAAAAGACAAUGAGUUGAAUAAAAAGACCAAAAAUGUA